AUGUCUGAAGAGUCCAAAGCGCAACCCAUGACAGAAACAUCUCCCAAGCCACCUACGUCGGCAGUCUUCUCGAUGUUCGGAGGUAAAAAGGCCGAGAAGAAGGAGGAAACAACAGAAUCUACAGAGGAGACGAAGGACGAAGUUAAAGAGGUCAAAGAGACUAAGAAGGAUGAAGAAGAGGCCCCAGAGUCUCCUGAUGUGCAUUUCGAACCUGUAGUCACACUAGAAAAGGUAGACGUCAAAACCAUGGAAGAAAACGAAGAAGCGUUGUUCAAAGUAAGAGCUAAGUUAUUCAGAUUUGACCCGGAGAACAAAGAAUGGAAAGAAAGAGGUACUGGUGACAUCAAGUUCUUGCAGAACAAGGAGACCGAGAAGGUCAGACUUUUGAUGAGAAGGGACAAAACCUUGAAAGUUUGUGCCAACCAUUUCAUUUCCCCGGAGUACGUCCUGAAACCUAAUGUUGGCUCUGACAGAUCAUGGGUUUACUCAUGCACUGCCGAUGUUGCGGAGGGCGGUCCAGAGGCGUUCACCUUCGCCGUUAGAUUUGGUAACAAGGAGAACGCUGACAAGUUCAAGGCUGAAUUCGAAAAGGCACAGGCUAUCAAUAAGAAAUAA
Molecule: messenger RNA, 615 nt
Organism: Lachancea nothofagi CBS 11611
Lineage: Eukaryota; Fungi; Ascomycota; Saccharomycetes; Saccharomycetales; Saccharomycetaceae
Source: the annotation of a GenBank genome assembly